GCAGCGAGAGGCAGGAGGGAAGGCAGAGGACGGGCCCACGGUGGGGACUGUCAAGCCUGGAUCCGGACGGUGGAGACCAGGCCCCCCUCAGGGGCCUCUGGGUAGGGUCCCUGGUCUCAGGGUCAGGAGGCCUGGGCCAGCCGCUGCCCUUCUCUGGGCCUCGCUUUCCGCCUGUGAAACGGGCAGGGGCCGGGUGGAAGCUCUCCCCAGUCCCUUGCAGUGUGUGCGGAGAGAGGUGCUGCGGAGCCCAAGCUGAGGGCACAAGGCCCUGCCCUCAGGUGUGUGGGGCUGGGGGGCUGGUCUGCGGGGGAGGGAUAGCCCCUCUGUGCAGGGUCUCCCCGCCCUGAGCUCAGAGUGGAGAGGCCUGCCGAAGAGCACGUCCCCUGCGGGCCUGGAGGAGCUGGGCAGGAGAACGUUUUAGACUGGGGAAGGGGUGGUCUGGAAGGCAGGCUUCUCAGGAGGUGGGCGUGAGGAGGCAGCUGGUGGAGGGGCGGGCAGAGCAGGGCAGAGCGGCAGGAAGUGGGCCGGGCACCUGCGUCCACACACGCUGGGGGUCGCCCGGUCGGCGUGGGUGCGGUGCGUGUGAAGGUGCCUUCCCACGAGCGUGCUGGGCAGGAGCCAGGGCAGAGGCGCUGACCGCAGCCACUGGGAGCUCAGCCCCAGGAAAGGCUCAGGACUCUGCGGAGUCAGUCUGGGAGAGGACGCCUUCCUCCCGGGGAGGGCUCUGGUCCUUCUAGCACAGGUUGUUUCAGAACAAAUGCUCUGUGUCAGCGAGCACGCUGGUUCUCUGGAGGUGUUGAAGCUGGCGGCCACUGGCACCCCGCUUCCUCUCCCAGAAAUUCCCCCAGGCAGCCCUGGGCUGGGGCUGGCGCAGGCGAUGGGGAGUCCCGUCACCCCCGCUCUGCUGUCAUCACCCGCCCACCGCCUGCCUGCCUUAAGGACGGGUGGCCCAGGGGGCUGGCUCACUCCAGCCCAGCUUCCCCACCACUUCUCAGGCAGCCCCUGCACAGGCUUCCACAGGUCAGGGGGCAGAUGGCUCCUCUGGGAAAACUGAGGCUGACUGCAGGUCUGUGCCAACUGUGGGACCAGGGGUCUCAGCAGGGAGGGCUGUGAGGGGGGUUUGCACCCCAGCGGAGUGUCCGGAUGGACAUGAGUGUGGUCAGCAGUGCAGAGAAACUUGGGGUGUCUCCUGGGGCCUGGGCCCCCUCCUCCUUCGUCUCCGAAGUCUCUCCGUGGGCUGCGACCAGCACGUGAAGCUGGAGGAGGGAGUGUCUGAGCGCUGCGUUCCUAGCACAGUGAGCGCUGCUCUGGGAAACUCGCUUCACUCACACACCCCUGUCCUGGAUCCUGGGCGAUUUUGAAAGUGGGGUCCCAGCUCUGGAGGUCUCUAUUGUGCCUGGGCGACGAGUCUGCACCCCACUCUGCCUCAGAUCCCAUUUAGGGAGUCUGCCGGGUUCCCAGGGAGCAGGGUGCAGGCAGGGCCGACCAGACAGCAGAGGGCUGGCUGGAGGCUGCCGUGUGCUCACAUCUCCCAAAGGCGACCGGACGUCUCUUCAGCUGAUGGCAUGGUUAUCUCAGUGCGGAAUCAGAGGGUGGCUUCCGAUCUCCGCUUGAGACAGCAGACUGAUCUCACCAUCAGCAGGAAGCGGUGCCCCUGAGGUGCUGCUACCCCUCCAGGGACAGCCUCCCCGGCAGGAAGCGGCCCCGGGCAGCGGAGUGCUCUGAGCACUGGCCGGGCCAGGCUGCAGGGGGCCCCAGGCAGCCUAGAGCAUUCUGCAGAGCAAAUGUUGGAGGUGACGGGUCUGCACACCUGAGCAGGACGCUGCUGGGCUCCGUGUCCUGGAUGCGGGACCCCGUGCCGGUGCCCGGCGCUGGCAGGGACCUGAGCUGGUUGCCGUGGCUUCUGGGGACCCCCUGCUAUUUGAUAUGGACCUUGGGAUUUGGCUUCCCAAACACUUUUGGGAGGCACCCCAAAGGACAGAGGUGAGACCCCACGGACGGGUAUCACUUCAAAGUCUCCUGAGCACCUUAAGAUGCGUGCAAAUUGGGUGCCCUUCUCCCUGAUGAUUAGGAGUUUGUUUUAUUAUAAAAGGAAAUUUUAAAGACUGCAGUUAGUUUUUUUAACUUUCCCUCACAAAAUAUCAAGCUAGACUGAAAGUUGCCCCCCUGGGGGUUGGGGACCAGGGCCCAGCCCCAAUCAGCUGGCUGGGUGGGGGGCAUCAGGGGAGGGGCCAGGCCUGCUGCUCAUGCAGAAGGGGCUGCAGUCGUCCGCUGUGGCGGGCACCGCUGACCAGGGCGGUGAGGGGCCGUGUGGGUGCUUCUGACCAGGACAUGGUGGAGGACGCCCAGUUCCACCCCGAGGCCGGCUCUGAGCCGUUGGUCUGGGCCUGGAGGGGCGGGGCUGCCCUCAUGGUCCUGACCAUCGGGAGCGCAAGAGGCAUUCCUGGCCCCAGAUGGGGCUCAGGCCAAUUUAAGUGGGACCUCAGGGCAGAGGACUGUGGUAGCCAUGCUCUCUGAGGGACAGAGUGAGGCAGGCCAGUGCCCGGAGGGGCCCCAGCCACCCCGCCUCUGGUGGGGGUGACGGGCAGCUCUCAGCCUGGCAGUGGGGGGAGGCAGGAGGGAGACCAGAGUUCUGCACUUUGCCGGAGGGCGGGCUGGCUGAGCCACAACCCCUGCUGUCCUGGACCGCAGCAGCCAGUGGCCAGGUGGGGGACAGGCCAAUGCCCGCUGAGGUAUGGGUGUGGGUCAGACGCAGGUACCUCCUGUAGCCGGUUUGGGGACGGGGUGGAGGGGGCCACGGGCCGCCCUGGGCUUUGUCCUGAGCCUCUGAGUCCUCCCUGGUGAGGAUGGCACUGGGGCUGGUGUGAGACUGGCCACCCUCUGGGCCACCUGUCCCGAGAGAUGGUGGAGUUGGCACAGCGGGGCCUGGAGGUGGACAGUGAGCACCUGCCUUGCUUUCUGACCAGCAGCAAACAGAUCCCUGGAGAGGAGGGCUGGGGGAGGGACGGAGAUCUGGUUCCAGUCCAGGGCUGGCUCACUGCCUCCUUGCCUCCGCAGGCCUCUGAAGGCCUUGGUUUUCCCACCGUCCAGCAGGCAGGGCAGGGUGACCUGGAGGGUGCCUCGGGGCUCCUGGCAAUUUCCGUGACUUCUCAGGGAAGGUGGAGUUUGGGCUCCUGAAUGUGGGUGGGGCGCACCUCUUGCAUCCCUGGCCAGAGGCGGGUGGGGCCUGGCCGCCCAGGCUCCCCUCGCUGCUGCCGCCUCACGCCCGCCCCCUCCUGCAGCCCCAGGACCAUGAACAACAGCACCUGCGGCCAGGAGAAGCCUGGCAGCGCCCAGGUCCUCUACACCUACACGGGCGCGCUCCUCGUGCUGGGCCUGCUGCUCAACAUCUGGGCGCUCUGGGUGCUGUGCCACCGCCUGCAGCGGUGGACGGAGACCCGCGUCUACAUGGCCAACCUGGCCGUGGCCGACCUCUGCCUGCUCUGCGCCCUGCCCUUCUUCCUACACUCCCUGAAGAGGAAAAGCCCCACGGACACGCUGCUCUGCCAGCUCUCCCAGGGCGUCUACCUGGUCAACAGGUACAUGAGCAUCAGCCUGGUGAUGGCCAUCGCCCUGGACCGCUACGUGGCCGUGCGGCACCCGCUGCGCGCCCGCGCGCUCCGCUCCCCGCGGCGGGCCGUGGCCGUGUGCGCGGCGCUCUGGGCACUGGUGGUCGGCUCCCUGGUGCUUCGCUGGUUCCUGGGGAGGCAGGAGGGCGGCUUCUGCUUCUCCAACAGCUCCCGGCAGAGCUCCUACACCACCGUCUUCUCGCUGCUGGGCUUCUACCUGCCGCUGGCCGUGCUGGUCUUCUGCUCCCUGCAGGUGGUGGCCGCCCUGGCCCCGAAGCCAGCGGCUGACACGGGCCAGGUGGAGUCCACCCAGAAGGCCACCCGCAUGGUCUGGGCGAACCUGGUGGUGUUCGUGGUCUGCUUCCUGCCCUUUCACGUGGUGCUGACUGUGCAGGUGGCCACGGGCCUGCACUCCUGCGCCCUCCGCCUCGCCCUCGACGUCACUAGCAAACUCUCGUACGCCAACUGCUGCCUGGACGCUGUCUGCUACUACUACAUGGCCAAGGAGUUCCAGGAGGCGUCUGCGCUGGCCACGCCCCCCAGUGCCAAGGCCCGUAAGAGCCAGGAGUCUCUGUGUGUGACCCUGGCCUAGGAGAGGAGCCACAGGCUCCCGGGAAGUGCUGCCCACCGGGGGAGCCCGCGACCAGCAGCAAGGAGCCCCGGGAUCAGCCCUGACCUCACUGUGCGCUGUGGGCACUCUCAGGAGUCCCAUGUGGUCAGGACAAUCCAGGCGUGGAGCUUGGGGAGGUGACACCCCCACCCCUGGGGUAGAGAAGGGACAGCGAUGAGGGCAGGAGGACUGGGGCCUGAGCACGGCCAACCCUAGGGACCCCUGGACGGGGCUGCACACCUGUUGUGCCUAGAACUGGGUUCACCUGCGGCACAGGGGCGGGUGCCUGCUGGGGGCCGUGAGACCCACAGGGCCAGAAUAAAGCUCUUCUCCUGGGCUGUGUGCGGGCCA
This is a messenger RNA of Vicugna pacos (alpaca), 4569 nucleotides long. The record is from RefSeq and is a predicted model, not a curated record. NCBI's taxonomy places the organism in Eukaryota, Metazoa, Chordata, Mammalia, Artiodactyla, Camelidae.